Tachyglossus aculeatus (Australian echidna) is the source of this 2217-nucleotide messenger RNA. RefSeq names its product guanylate-binding protein 1-like. The transcript is spliced from 11 exons. The record is from RefSeq and is a predicted model, not a curated record. Gene Ontology annotation, molecular function: GTP binding; GTPase activity. NCBI's taxonomy places the organism in Eukaryota, Metazoa, Chordata, Mammalia, Monotremata, Tachyglossidae. The coding region runs from base 174 to 1949 and encodes 591 amino acids.
GGGCAGUCUUCAGAAGCAAAACAAGCAGAGAGUGAAGGGUCUCCAAGACUGGAAAGAAAAAAAACGUGUAAAGAAAUCAAGAGGAGCAAAAAUCCAUUACAGAAAAAGACCUGUGGCUAAGAGGAAACAAUCGUUUUGAAGCAAAGUGGAACCGGUUUCCCAUCCGAUUAAUCAUGGCCACCAAGGAAAUCAUGCCCACUCCCCUGUGCCUAAUUGAGAACUCCACUAAUGGCCAGCUGGUGGUGAAUCAGAAGGCAUUGGAGAUCCUGUCCGGCAUUUCCCAGCCGGUGGUGGUGGUGACCAUCGUGGGCCCUUAUCGCACUGGGAAAUCCUAUCUGAUGAACAAGCUGGCGGGACAGAAGAAGGGCUUCUCUCUGGGCUCCACAGUGCGGUCUCACACCAAGGGAAUCUGGAUGUGGUGUGUUCCUCAUUCCACAAAGAAAGACCUCACUCUGGUUCUGCUGGACACUGAGGGGCUAGGAGAUGUGGAGAAGGGGAAUCCCAAGAAUGACACCUGGAUCUUUGUAUUGGCUGUUCUCCUGAGCAGCACACUUGUGUACAACAGCAUGGGCACGAUCAAUCAGCAGGCCAUGGACCAGCUUCACUAUGUGUCAGAGCUGACAGAACACAUCAGGACCAGAGCUAGCCCCAAUCUAGAUGGUGUAGACGGCUCAGCGGAAUUCGUGAGCUUCUUCCCAGACUUUGUGUGGACUGUGCGCGAUUUCACCUUGGAGCUGAAACUGGACGGUUACCCCAUCACUGAAGACCAGUACCUGGAGAACGCCCUACAACGAAAGAGAGAGACUGAAGAGAAAACCGAAGUGCUUCAUCUGCCCCAGAGCUGCAUCGUGAAGUACUUUCCAACCAAGAAGUGCUUUGUCUUUCCCCAACCGACAACCAGGAAAAAUCUCCCUAAGCUUGAGGAGCUCCAGGAAAAUGAACUGGAACCUGAGUUUGUGGAACAGGCAGAGCACUUCAGUUCCUACAUCUUCCAAAAUGCCAAGGCCAAGACGAUUCAGGGGGGCGUAGUAAUCAACGGCACUCGGCUGAAAAUCCUAGUGGAGAACUACGUAGAGGUCAUCUCCAGUGGCAAUGUGCCCUGCAUGGAGAAUGUAGUGUUGGCACUGGCAGAGAUUGAGAACUCGGCUGCAGUUCAGAAGGCCAUAGCCUGCUAUGAGAAGUUGAUGCGUCAACUGAAGUUACCCACAAACAACCUACAGGAGCUGCUGAACUGUGAUGCGGACAGUACGAUGGAAGCCAUUGAGGUCUUCAGGCAGUUUUCCUUCAAGGAUGAAGGUCAAAGGUUCCAGAAGGAGUUAGGGAAAGAGCUGUUAGAAAGGAAGGAAGAAUUCUACGAGAAGAAUGAGAAAAUGUCAGCUGACCAUUGCUGGGCCUUGAUUCAGGAUAUUUUCCAACCUCUGGAGGAGGAGACAAAGAAAGGGACCUUUUCCAAAUCAGGAGGAUACAAACUCUUCGUUGAGAUGAAACAAAAACUGAAGAAGAAAUAUAAUGAGGAGUCAAACAAAGGGCUGCAGGCAGAGGAGAUACUUCUAAAAUAUUUGCAGUCCAAGGAAGACAUAGAGGAAACAAUAUUUCAAACAGAUAUGUCGCUCUUAGAAAAGGAGAAGGAGAUUGCAGUGGAAAGGGCAAAGGCUGAGGCUGUAGAGCAGGCAGACAAGCAGCUCCAGGAACUACAGGAGCUGAAUCGGCAAAUGCUGGAGCAGAUGGAGAAAAGUCACCAGGAACAUGUGAAACAACUGACCCAGAAGAUGAAAGAGGAGAGGCAGCAAAUGAUGGCAGAACAAGAGGAGACCUUAAAUUUGAAACUCAAGGACCAGGAAAAAUUAAUUCAGAAAGAGUUCCAAAAUGAAAGAAAGCAACUAGAGGAUCAGAUUCAGAGCCUUCAGGAGCAGGUCGAUAGUAGUCGCAAGUCCUGUGUCAUACUCUGAAGAUCUUUUUCAUCUUUUUUCAACCAGUUCUACAGAGAAAUUCCAAAGGAAAACUUGUAACACUCAAAAUAAGAAUAAUCAGUAUAUACUAGGACACGCCAACCAUGCAUCAUAAUUACAUUUUUCAAUGCAGAUACCAGCAUCUUCCCAAUCUUCUAUCUUACUUCUAUCUUACUAUCUUCCCAAUAGUAAGCCAAUUAUAUUUACUGAACACUUACUGUGGGCCAGUCACUUCACUUCUCUAUGUCUCAGUUCCCUCAUCUUUAAC